Molecule: messenger RNA, 3263 nt
Organism: Sorghum bicolor (sorghum)
Lineage: Eukaryota; Viridiplantae; Streptophyta; Magnoliopsida; Poales; Poaceae
Product: ankyrin repeat-containing protein At5g02620
Exons: 5
Coding region: 697-2982 (761 amino acids)
Cellular component (GO): plasma membrane
Molecular function (GO): protein phosphatase regulator activity; protein phosphatase 1 binding
Source: RefSeq, a predicted model, not a curated record
GUCAGCGCUCGUCGGCGGCACCUACUCCGCUUGCGUGCGUCGGGCGGCAGGGCCCAGCCAUCCCGCUCCUCCAGACUCUCCUGUCCAGCAGCCGAGGCAAAGCGGCCGUAGCCACCUGCCAGAUCCCGAUUCGAGGGAGGGAGGGCGUGCGAGCCAGUUGCUAGCUGCCGGGUGCCUGCCUGGGCCCCGAGGCCAUCUGUGCGGCGGUGCCCACCUUUAUCAAUGCCGCCCGAGCGUCUAUCUACAAGCGGCGGCGGCGGCGGCGGAGGAAGGGAGACGACGAGACGACAGCUAGCAGCGCUGGAGCCGGGUUGAUCGACACGCGGGCGGGCACGGCGAAGCAAAUAGGAACCCGUCGGGUUUUGUCUGGCACGCCACGGCCCGACCCGACCCGACCAGGCUGAUGAUCAGUGACCUGACGACAACUCGGUAUGCAUACUUGUUUUCGCUCGAGCCAAACUACCAGAGCAACUGCCAAGUCUCUGAAUUCCGGCAUGGCAGCCCCUUAAUUUCCCUCUGCACUUGAGCAGCUGUGUUCAGUUUGCCGUGCGACCUCAGAUAAGGCCAGCUCGCUGACGCUCCAUGAUCCCUUGUGCUUUACUUUGCAGAAUCCGAUAGGAUCCCAGUUAUGGCUAGCUGAACUCUGCCUUUUUCCUUCUUUGGCUAUUUUUACAUAAAGAAAAUCCUGCUUCAGAGAUGUCUUCGAGCAAUGGUGCGGAGGACUCACCCUCUGAAACAAAUGCUCUGGUAGAGGCCAUGGACGCCAAGCUGAUGAUGGCCACAGGCACUGGGGAUGUCCAGCAGUUGAAGCAUCUAGUGCACAGGCAGGAACAAGAUUCAAACAUGAUGGUGGUGGUGAUGGCCAAACAGACUGCUUCUGUGGAGAAGCCUUGCCCUCAGCAGCGGAAUAUGGAUCCCCAUCUUCUAGCACUGGCAUCCUCUGGCUCUUCUGAGGAGCUGCAAACCCUUCUCAAUGGGGAAAACAGUCAAGCCACUGGCCAUGGCACAGACGGAAGCUUGACUACUCUGCGAGCUAGCUCUUAUGGUGGUGACACAGAAGCAAAUGAGUCGAUCCUGGCAUGGAUGACUGCUCAAGGUGACACUGCACUCCAUGUGGUGGCCGCCUGUAGUCAGGGCAACAACUUGUUUACCAGGUUCAGAGAGGCGAAACAUAUCCUUGUGGAACAAAACAACAAGAAGCGGCAUCCAACCCGCGCAGAGCGCCAUGCGAUGACCACCUAUGGCGAUGGUGAUAAUUUCUUGGAGAGCACUCGCAUCAUCUAUGGGAAAGCGAAGCACCUCCUCUUUGUGCAAAACAACAAGGGUGACACCCCUUUGCACUGUGCUGCACGGGCGGGAAAAUCCAACAUGGUUGCUUGCCUCAUUGAUCUUGCUUCCUCUGAAGGCGAGAAUAGGAUCAAGGAAUUGCUGCGGAAAGAAAACAAGCACAAGGAAACAGCCUUGCAUGAGGCGGUCCGUGUUGGGAAUAAGGACAUAGUCGACCUGCUCAUGUGGAAGGACUCAGAAUUGGCCAACUUUCCAGAAGACGGUGGCACAUCACCUAUGUACCUAGCCAUCUUGCUAAAAUGGGAUGAAAUUGUGAAAACACUCUAUGAUAAGAGUAGUCAUGGGAAGCUUUCCUUCUCCGGACCAAAUGGACAGAAUGCAUUGCAUGCUGCUGUUCUCCGACACCAAGCCCAAGACCUUGCAAAAUUGUUAAAAUGGAAUGAAACACACCUCUGCCCGCAAAAUAAGGACCUUACCACACAAAGGGAUGAAACUGGGAGUACUCCACUUCACUUUGCUGCAGCUGUGAAGUUUCUAUUUAGGCCAUCAAACAUAUGCCGGCAAGUAUUGGAAGCUAAUCCCGAUGCCCUGUAUCAACCAGACCAUGCCGGAGUUUUUCCCAUACACGUUGCUGCCUCUGCAGGUGCUUCCUGGAACGUUGACAUGUUUGUUAAAAGAUGUCCUGGUAGCGCUGGUCUUUGCGAUGCUAAAGGAAAGACAUUUCUGCAUGUUGCUGUUGAGAAAAAGGAGGCGAAUGUAAUCAGGAGUGUCUGCAGAAAUCUAUCACUAUCAUGGAUUAUGAAUAUGGUAGACAAUGAUGGGAACACUGCACUUCACCUUGCUGUUGAGGCAGGGAGCCUUCAAAUGUUUUGUCCUCUAUUGGCGAAUCCACAAGUAAACUUAAAUUUACCAAACAGUAGAGGGGAGACUCCAUUAGAUAUAGCACAAUAUAAGAUUCCUGAAGAUGGAUUCUACCAUGCUUUGAAUAGUGAAGUACAAAUAUGUCACACACUCAGAAUUGCCAGUGCUGUGAACGGUGUCCGUCGCCAUGGUCACUUAAAAGAUAACAAAACUGUGAGAGUAAAACAUGAUGAAAGUAAAGAAAUGGAGGCAGUGAAAGACUCGACGGGAUCUCUGUGUAUUGGGUCGGUUCUAAUAGCAACCGUGACAUUUGGCGUAACUUUUGCUGUGCCUGGAGGUUACGUAGCUGAUGAUCGCAAUAAUGGAGGCACACCAAUACAUGCUCGAAGGUAUGCUUUUGAUGCAUUCAUCGCGUCCAACACGUUGGCCUUUGUUUUAUCCACGAUGGCUACCUUGGGUGUCAUGCAUUCUGGGUCUUCUUUGUUGAGCCUCCAGAGACGCAAAAUGCACAUAUUCAUAGCCAUAUACCUCGUAUCGAAUUCGAUUACAAGCUUGACAGCUGCCUUUGCACUUGGUGCAUAUGUGGUGCUAGCUCCGGUGGCCCAGAAGAGCGCAAUUGCCACAUGUGUCCUCAGUUCUCUCGUGCUGCUAUAUAUGAAUAUGGAAUUUAUUUGGAGACGUCUUCUUCUACUACCACCGUUGCGCACGAGGAAGGGGCUAAUUUGGGCAUGGUCAUAUUCAGCAUAUGUUAUCGCGGCUAGUAUGCUAUCAGGAUAUUGGCCCUUAAUAUUCAUCUUUGGUUGGGCCGCAUAUACAAACCAGAGUAUUACAUGAAUCAGUUACAUUCUUAUGGAUUUGCAGUGAAAUUAAGGUGGUGUCACCCUGCCUAUGGACAAUGUGUGCCAUCUCUAUGUCUGCAUUAUCAUUCUCUAGAUACUUUAUUGAAUUAUCAGAUGGUUUCCCUUGUACUUAAUUUCCCCUUUUUUGUUACUCUAUUAGGGAGUUGUAUAUUUUGCUCGUAAUUAUUAGUGAAAGUGGUGGUUACUGUGCAUUUUGCAGAAACAGAUGGUUUUCAAUGUUCGGAUGAUAUUUGUGAUUCGUGGAGAGCUUUUGAA